Messenger RNA from Hypanus sabinus (Atlantic stingray), 3714 nucleotides. It is a transcript of the gene wdr76, whose product is annotated as WD repeat domain 76. Lineage: Eukaryota; Metazoa; Chordata; Chondrichthyes; Myliobatiformes; Dasyatidae. Gene Ontology annotation, molecular function: protein binding; DNA binding. The transcript is spliced from 13 exons. The record is from RefSeq and is a predicted model, not a curated record. Gene Ontology annotation, biological process: regulation of DNA damage checkpoint. Bases 173 to 1807 code for a protein of 544 amino acids. Gene Ontology annotation, cellular component: nucleus.
CUUGCAUAAGCCCUAUUAAAAUCAGCGGGCGAGGGGUGAAAGGUGGCGCGCAGAUUCAAGGGCCAGGGCGCGCGCGGGAGAAGUUGCGUAAGGGCUGUGCUCUCCCUUCCAGCAAGCCGCCGCCGCCGCCGCCUUGACUCCGGGCCUAACUCUCGCCCUCCCCCGACAGGAGAUGAAGGCGCUCGGCACCAGGCGCUUGGACCGCAAGCGGCUGCGGGCGGACAGCGCUCCCGAGGCCCCGGGCGACGAACCGCUGGCGAAGAGGCCGCGACCUCCGGUGAGGGGCAGCGCGAGUGGACGCCCUGUGGCCGGAUCCGAGAGCUCGCCGGCCGCGGACACCGACUACAGCAGCGGGGAUGACCUUCCAGCAGCGCAAUCUAUGGAGUUGUCAGUUUACGAAAGGAAGCGACUGAAAAACAUUCAGGAAAAUGCCAAGUUCUUUGCAUCAUUGAAUAUGCUGGAGACUGCCAAAAAACUCUGGGGAGAUGUUAAAAAAGCACGACAGAGGAAACUGAAUCCACUGAAGAAAGGGAAGCCUCGAAGUUCUGGAGGGCAACCUGUGGUUCGGCGUUCUAUGCGGCUGCAAAUAUUGAAAUCCACAGAUGCCCAAGUCCCAGAAUUACCGAUAGGAACAUCUGCGAUGUCAGAAGAGACAGAAGAGCGGAUCUCUGGACCUAUUAAAAUGGUUGCAAAUGAUGAAGAGGACAACAAAGUAACCGAGGAUCUGAUAAACACAUGGCUAAAGAUUAGUCAGGGAGAAUCACAGGUUAAAGUAAAGCAACCAGAAGAAUUAAAAAUCUACAAGUCCAGUUUGAAACGGAUGAUGAUCCAAGAACAUCUUGUUGCUAAAGUAACACCGAAACGGGUGUCCGCACUGGCCAUUCAUCCGUCUGAGCAGAGGUUUCUGGUGGCUGCGGGAAGCACUUACGGAUAUGUUGGAAUUUGGGAUUUGAGUUCUCGGGCUGAGGAUGCCGUUGUUGCUCAGUUCAAACCUCACUGCGGUACAGUUAACAGCCUGUGCUUUUCCCCUUCCAACUCCGCCGAGCUCCUGUCAGUGAGCAAUGAUGGGAGCAUUCGCUGCGGAAAUAUUGCUGCUGCUGUCUUUGAUGAGGUAUACGUAUCCAAUGAGUGGAAUACCUCUUCCUUUGACUUCUUGGCUGAGGAUGGGUCCACUUUGAUUGUCAGUCACUGGGAUGGUGAAGUGGCUAUAGUGGACAGGCGAACCCCAAGCAUUUCUGGAGAGCAGAGAGUGAACAUGAACUUGAAACAUUUACGGACAAUCAACAUUCACCCAGUGGAUCGGCAUUAUUUUGUAACUGCAGCUUCACAGUGUGCAAGUAUUUACGAUAUCAGAAAUCUAAAAGCAUCAUCUAAAAUGCCAGUGGCACACGUGGGUACCCAAGCAAAGAGUAUAAACUCUGCCUACUUUUCACCAGUUACUGGUAAGAGAGUGGUGACCACCAGUAUGGAUGAUAGGAUCAGAGUAUUUGAUACAAGUACCAUAAUUCCUAAGAUUCCAUGUGUUGCAUCAAUAACCCACAACAAUAACACUGGACGCUGGCUGACCAAAUUCCGAGCUGUCUGGGAUCCUAAAAUGGAAGAUUGCUUUGUUGUGGGUAGCAUGGUGAGGCCCAGGCAGAUCGAGGUGUUCCACAGCACAGGGAUCAAGGUGCAUGAAUUCAAGGAUGCUGAAUGGCUGGCAUCUGUGUGCUCCAUCAACGUGAUGCACCCAACCAAAAACAUCUUGGUUGGUGGAAACUCGAGUGGCCGACUUCACGUGUUCAUGGAUAAGACCUUAAAUGAAUAGUUGGAGUUCAACUCAGAUUGGAGGCUACCACUAUCAUUGUAAAGGGAGAGGAGGAACCUUACCACAUCACGAAAACCAUUCUCUGUGAGUUUGAUAUUCAGUAUGCCUUGCUGCUGAUUAGAUAACACACUAUAUUCCAAACUAGUCCACUGAGUGUGCUGUCUGGAAAAAUGAGAUGGAUCCCGUGAACAUCCUAGGCCUGGACUGAUUUCUAUGGCUAGUUUACCGAGUGGUUUGGAGUGUACAGUCUGUCGUCUCCCCUUCAGCAGAACACGACUCCUAUGGAAGGUUCAAUGGCACAGAAGUGCAUGUUGCUCACUGCACUGCACGCUGUUAGAUCUGGGCAUUUCCAUUACUACACGUACAGGAUACUACAAACACUUACCAGACCAGGUAACAUCUGUAGAGCAGUUCUGUUGGAAGCUCUGUGAUUGGAACAUUAUAACUCUUUCUCUGCAGAUACUACCUGAUCUGCUGAGUAUACUGUAUUUGCAGUAGCUCAUUGUUUUUUAUUUACAGCAUUAGUUUCUUUUUUGCUUUUUUUGUUACCAUAGUGCUUGAAAUUUACAAGUGUUUUCUGUACAUAUUAAAGGCUAAAGAAAAUUACGAGUGAAGUGCUUAUGGGAGGGAGUGCUUUAACUCACACAUACCUCUGAAAAAUGGGUAGGCAUUUUAUUAUCAUAACCUUUUCCCUCUGACCAUUCGGCUUUCUGUGCCCUUCACCUGCUUUACCCCCACCUCAGACUCAACAACAGGAGUAUUCACCAUAACAGCAGCCUUUUUCUAAGCCCUUAUGUGAUUACAUUUUGCCUGCCUAUAUAAAAUGGGAUGUUAACUUAUUUGGUACCAGUCCAUGGAACUUUUUUUUUUCCUCUCUGCAGGCAGCCCCUUCUGAAAUGCCAGCUAGAGUAUUUUCUGGAAGGUUGCAAGUUUGUUUUUCAACUGUAGGCAAGAUUCAACUAUUAAGUCUGUCUGGAAUUUAAAAAAUUGUUCUUGCUUUAACACUGUAAGGAAGUAGUAUCCUGUUUUAUAAUUGCUGAUGUUAUAGGAAAUUUUAAACAUACAGCUAAAAUAACUGCCUUUUUCAAAAAUAGAAGUUCUGAUCUGGUGUCUUAAUGUUCAUCUUGUUCACCACUGACCUUCAGGAAAGAAACCUUGCUGUCCUUCUCCAGUUUGAGUCAGGAUGCGACUCAUCUUCUACUUUAGGCCACAAACUUAACAAUCACCCCUGCUGUGGGCACUUUCUGGGGGGGUCCAAGAUCAAUAUGCUUCACGACCGCUGGACUAAGUGUAGACUUAGGAGGGGACUAUGUUGAAAAAUAUAUGUGCUAGGUUUUCCAAAGUUGACUCCUCCUACCUUAGGCCACAAACUUAUCAAACACCCCCAUAUAUAAACUGCACGAUAAAUCCUUCAACUGAACGGAUUGAGGUAUUAGAGUCUGUGGCAUUGUGUCGUUUAAACAAGCUUGAUGAAAAGGAACAUAUCACACAUUAACUCAACUUCCCUUCAUUCCAGCCUUAAAAACUGAUCAAACAAUGUUCCAUUACCCAGUCUAGGAUUUUGCAUGUACAGUGUCCUCUAAUCAGUACGAAAAAAAUCUUUUUUUUGGGAUAUCCCAAGAAGCUGUUGGAUUAGGGGGCAGAAUUGUUAUUUCCUUUGUAGUUCAACUUUAAGCUUGCUUAUAUUUUUACAUUAUUACUUACAUACAUGUAAUUGUUCAGUGGAUUUUCCAGUUAUUACGGUACAGUUGCAUCUGUGUUUCUAGAAGCUUCCUAGUUGUCAGUUUUCACGUCACUUGCAUCUGGCUAUUUUAUAGAUUACUUGUUUGGCGGCUGCCUGCGGGAGGACAAAUCUCAGAGUUGCAUUCUUUAAGCAUACUUUGAUAAUAAAUAUACUUUGAAUCUUU